GAAGCUGAAGACAUGCUUUUCUCACCCGAAGGGCUGCUGGGAUCUAGUGAGGAGCCUAGACAGGAUGCGAGUCAUGAAAGCUUGGAAGAGGAUGACCAGAAGCUGUCUUCUGAAAUGCCUUUUCUGAAUAUGGAUUUAGAUGGUGAGGGGGAGCAGACUGGUGCUCCUCAUGAGGAGUUUGGGGUGCUUGAAGCAAGCAAGGAUGAGCAUCUUGUGGAAUUGAGGGACAGAAAGAACAACCUGCUGAAUAUGGUGUGCUGCUCCCUUGUCAAUAAGAGCUGUACCCCGGGCCAGAAAGACUGGGAUAAGAAGAGGAGUGUGUGGGCCAUUAUUAAGAUUCUGGCCACAGAGAUUACCACAGAAGACUCUGAGUUUCUCCUAAAGGUUGCAGUCUAUACUAGGCAGGAACUAAACAUUCGUAUCACAGCCAACUUCCUGCUGGCACUGGCGGCCCAUCUGCCUGGUUCUAAGCCACACUUGAGAAGAUACUUUUGUGCUGCUGUACAGCUGCCAUCUGAUUGGCUGGAGGUGACAAGAAUCUAUAGCACGUGUUUCAGUAAAUCUUUACCCUCCUGCCUGAAAAAAGCUUUAGCAGAUAAAUUUAAGCAGUUCACUGAAUAUCAGCUGGCCAAAUACAAUACACGGAAGCAUCGCUGCAAACACAACAAGAAACGAAAAAAAGGAGAGAAAAUCUCUGCUGCACAGUGGAAAAUGUGGGGUGACCUUGUCAGAGUUGAUGACUCCAUUCUCAAAAAAUAUUUGGAGAGCCAGAAUCGUACUGCAAAGGAUAAAAAACAGAGUGAAUUCAGCCUCAAGAAAAUGAUAAUGCGCCUUCACAUCAAAGAACCUGCAGAACAUGUCAUGGCCAUUCUGGGAAAGAAAUACCCGAGUGAUCUGAAGGCCUUCUCUCGCAGUGGUCUUAGUGGGGAUUGGGAGAGAGAGAGAGCUGGAAAGCCAAUGAAACUUAAGCAGCCCGACACGUGGGAAUGCAAACUUAGUCAGGAGGGAAACAAAGCUGCCACCUGGGAGAAACUCAUCGAUGGAAAGUCUCUUCCUUUUAUGGCAAUGCUGAGGAACCUGAGGAACAUGAUCUCUGUGGGCAUCAGUGAGAAACAUCAUACUAAGAUCCUCAACAGACUGACCUCGAAGAAUGCUGUAAUCCAGAGCAGGCAGUUUCCUUUCCGUUUCCUGUCUGCAUAUAAAGUCAUUUUGGAGCUCAGUAAAUUUGCUGGUGGGCCUGCGGUCGAGGUGCCAAGCUCCAGGGAGAUCCUGCAAGGGGUUCUUAAGAAAUUCCCGAAGAGCAAACGAUUCCGACGAUACAAAUGGGAAACAACCGCACGCAAGAGACUGAGGAUUACAAUGAGAGUUCCCUUCGUCUACCGCAUAUUCAAUAUCAAACGCAAUCUCCUGAAAAAAGCAAAUUAGAGGCUGUACACUCAGGAGCUUCUGAACAAGUACUGCUGUGCUUUGGAGAAAGCUGUGCAGAUCUCCUGCAAGUAUAACAUCCCGCCUCUCCCUGGACGCACUCUUGUGAUCUGUAAGGCUGAUAUUUCAGAGGGUCGGAACUGGAGUGGUGCUGAUGAUGUCUGCUUGCCCCCUGAAAGCACCGAAGACAUUGAUGAGAAUAAACUCUCAGCAUCGGUACAGGAAGCUACAAUGCUUUUAUGCAUGAUGAUUAACUACUGUAGCGAAGAUUCCCGAGUCAUGCUACAUAGACAUGAAGGUCUCCAGGAGGUCAAGCUGAAGUCUGACAUCAUUUUUGAUAAUGUGAGACAAGCAGUGAAGCAAGUGGAGGAUUUGAAUGAUGACAAUGUACAAUCUGAAUUUAUGUCUCCUGCAACACUGUUCACUAAGCUAACUGAAGAGAAAACAAAGAUGGAUCGUAUAGUUGUGUUUGAAAAUGAAUACACCGACAGUUAUUUAAUGGCGGAUAUCAAUAACUAUCGGCAAGAUAUCAACCGUGAUGCUGUUGUGAUAGAUGUGCUGCUCGGAAACAUGUCUCCAAAUGAAAAUUUGAAAUACAAACCGAGUUCCAACAUUAUAGAGCUUUGGGGGUUUAGCGAGCAGAUCCUGAAGUUUGUCUCAGAGAGAGGCUCCUCGAGGAUGCUGCAGCAUGUGGAGCACAUGGACAGAGUCUAUAACAUCCCGCCACCACAGGGGCGCAAAACUGAACCUGAGCGAGCUGCUGAUGUCAUCUCACUGCCAGCAACACCAAAGUUCAAAUGGAAGGGUGUGAGAGUGUUCAUCUCUUCUACGUUCAGGGACAUGCAUGCGGAGAGGGAUGUUCUUGUGCGUAGCGUGUUUCCCGAGCUCAGGAGACGAGCCGCUCUGCACUACCUCUACCUGCAGGAAGUGGAGCUGCGCUGGGGCGUCACAGAGGAGGAGUCUAACCGUGCUGUGGAGCUCUGUCUGUCGGAGGUCUGCCGCAGCCAGCUGCUGCUCGGGAUUCUGGGAGAGAGAUACGGCCUUGUGCCGCCCCGCCCCACCCUACCUGAGCUUCCUCAAUACAGCUGGCUGAACUCUGCGCCUGAUGGGUUAUCCAUCACUGAAAUGGAGAUUCGACAGUUUCAAGCUCUGUAUCCAGACUCUGCCCAGAGCCGCAUGUUCUUCUACUUCAGAUCACCUCGUCUCGCCAGUUCGGUGCCAGUGGCAUGGAGGACAGACUUUGUGGCAGAAUCCAAAGAAGCUGAAGCUAAAAUGAACAGCCUGAAAACAUGGAUCCGGAACAACGACUUCAAAGUGGCAGAAAAUUAUCCCUGUGAAUGGGGUGAGGUGGUGGAUGGAAAGCCCUAUCUGAAAGGCCUGGAGGACUUUGGGAAGGCGGCGCUGGAGGAUAUCUGGGAAGUCAUACAGCAGCUCUUUGUGGAGGAGACAGAUGAAGAUGUGGCCUCAGAGAUUAAGGAACAGGAAGUGCAUCAGGAUGCCCAACAGCGGCAGUUUCACGGCAGGGCAAAGCUUAUUUCUAUGGCAACAGCAAAAGUUCAAGAAUGUCAGCAAAAAGGAGGAAUUCUGAUGGUUGAAGGAAAUCCUGGAGAGGGCAAAACUGUGUUCAUUGCUGCCCUGGCCCAGGCACUCAAAACCUCUGUCAAAAACAAGAAAGCCCCUCUGUGUGAUGUCAUAUGCUAUUCCACAGAUGCUAGCCAGUCAGCUUGCAGUAUUGUGCAGCUUCUUCGCUGUCUUGUUCAAUGGCUGAGGAAAAGAAAAGACGAUGUAGAGUUGCCUCCAAACACAUAUUAUAAAGACUUGUUGUCGGAGUUCCACUUGAACUUGAAUGAGUUUAACAAAAAGAAGCCACUGGCAUUGCUUGUUGAUGGGGCGGACCAUAUCCAUGACGGUCGAGGUCAAAGGGUGUCAGAAUGGAUCCCACAGCACAUCCCUAAAGGGGUCUGUUUGGUCCUGUGUGUUACUUCAGAUUCAUCCCUACAAAACACUCUUAGCAAAAGUAAAGGUACUGUGUCAUUUCCACUGGGGCAAUUAUCUUUACCUGACAAGAAAGAGAUUGUGCAGAAGCAGCUUGUUGAGUUUGGAAAGAAACUGAGCGAUUCUGCUUUCAAUAACCAGCUUCAGACACUGCUGAUGAAGAAAGGCUCUGUGAGUCCACUCUACCUCUGUUUGGCUUGUGAGGAGCUUAAGAAUUAUGCCUCCUUUGAGAAGAUGAAGGACAGCCUCCAGUCUCUUCCUCAGUCUCUUGGUGAGCUGGUGCAGCACAGUCUGCUGAGGCUGCAGAAUCAAUAUUGCAGAGCAGGACUGGGAUGGGCAUUAGCUACACUUGCCAUCAGCUUCACCGGACUGCGGGAGAGUUCUCUUUACACUAUACUGAACAUGUGCAAUGAUUUAAACUCCAGAGGUGGGCUGGUGACAUGGCAGGAAAUUCUCCAUAUAGCGAGGCAUCCAGAGAGCCGUGUUCCCAUGGCAGUAUUCUCUCAGCUGGCACGAACUUUGCACAGCCUAAUUGGACCGUCCCAUGGUCAGGGCUCAGACGACCUCCUGAUUUUGACCCAUCCAGAGGUGAAGUCAGCCUUUGAACGUCUGUAUCUGUCUACUGAGGAGAGUAGAACCAGAAGUCAUCUGAUAAUUGCAGCUCACCUUUGGGUGCAGUCAAAUCCUCAGGGCAAGGACACAUUUCUUCACUCUGAUGCUGAUAUUCUGUCUCAACUCCCUGCACACCUGAUGGGCAGUAAUCAGUGGGAGACUUUGUGUUUUCUGCUGUCCAGUUACUGCUUCCUCUAUGCUAAUGUGCGGCAUGGACUUAUUCACCAACUUCUGGAGACCUACAUUUUGUUUGCCCUAAAAUAUGAGACCCAUCAGCUGCAAUCCAAAACAUCAGCUGAUAACAUGAAGGAUUUUGAAGACUGUCUGAGUUUUCUGAAGCGUCACAGCCUUCUCUUCUCCCAGUGGCCUGCUCUCUUUGUACAAACAGCUCUUAAUGAACCUUGUGACAGCUCUGCCCAUUUGUGGGCAGAAAGCAUGACAAGAAAUGGAGGAGUACAUACUGUAAAAUGGCUAAACCAAACAGAUGCAGUACCAAAAGAAGCCAGUGAGCUGGUUUCCACCUUCCACUCUGAGCCGAGUUGUGUGGUGGUGAGUCCUAAUGGAAAACUUGUAGCAGUAGGAACCGGAGACGGAACAAUUCACUUCCUGCAUACAGAGACUGGACAGGAAGUGAAGUCAUUGAUGAGCAGUGGUGAUGGCAUCUCCGGUUGCAUCUUUCUUGGGGAGGAGCUUCUGGCAACAACCUCGUUUGAUGGGCAGGUGGAGGUGUGGGAUGUUGCGAGUGGUUGCAGAACUGCCCAUGUAAAUGCUCACUCCAGCAAGAUCACAGGAUGUGAUGUCAGUCCAGACAGAAAAUUCUUUGCUACUAUCUCACUAGACUUAAACUUGAAGGUGUGGUCAGUGCAGAAGAGCACAGAGGUGGCUUCUCUCAUGAAUCCCUCCCCCCUGAACUGUGUGAACUUUGACCUUGAGGGUCAGCUCGUGGCAGUGGGAUGCUGGGAUGGAGCCGUUCGUUUGUGGAACUGGCUUGAACAGAAAAACGUUACGACUCUGUUAGGUCAUCAGAGUUCAGUGCGGAGUCUGUCUUUCUCUCCCUGCUCCUCCAUGUUGUGCUCAGGCUGUCUGUCAGGAGAAGUGCGGCUCUGGUCAGUGGCAGCAGCUGCUUGUGUGGGCAGUUAUCAUGCUCACCGCGGCUCCACGCAGUCACUAAACUUCCUGCAGGGAGGAAACCUCUUGCUGAGCGCUGGACAUGACAGUGUGGUUCAUGUAUGGUCUGGUGGUCUUGGGCAAACUGUUGCUGUACUGGGAGAAGAAAAGAUGAUGUUAUUUAAUCAUCAUUUGCAGACACCAACAUUGCAACAACAAAAACAUGCCAGAGCCAGGCAUAGAAAUGAAGAUGAAGCUAAUGCUCUGUGUGUGGCUGUAGCCGGUGGAUACACUGCUGUGGGCUACCAUGGAGGUGGUAUCAAAAUGUUCAAAUUUAAAUCAGGAGAGAAGGUUUGGUCCAGUGAGGACCUCCUGGUGUCCAUGCUCUGCCUCAUGUGGAUGGAGGUCAAAGAAACAGAGCUGCUGCUGUCGGGGGCCAUGGAUCACCGUCUCAGGGUCUGGGAAAGGCAAGGAGAAAAUCCAGAAAAUCUUGUGUUGGUAGGAUCUUUUGGCGUGCAGAAGGGACCUAUUCUCGCCCUGGCUCAAAACUCCACCUGUGUGGCUUCUUACAAAACCUCUCUCUCACCUCAGCUCAGCUGCUCCAGUGACUGUAAGCUGCGGAUGUGGGAUAUCCAGACAGGACGUUUGUUGAGAGAGAUCCUCUCUAGUUCAUCUCUGAGCACAUUGUGCUGUUGGGAGGAUCAUGUAAUGGCAGGCUCUACAGACGGACUGCUGAUGGUUUGGAAGUGGGAAUCAGGGGUAGAAAUCACCAGGAUCCAGGCCCACAAGUCACGUCUCCAUCACUGCACUGUUGUCUCUCAGCCAGAUCUGGAAAAGAAUUUAAAACCGAAAGAUUUACUAGUAGCUUCAGCAUCAGAAGAGGGAACGGUUAAACUCUGGCAUCCACUGCAGGUACAGCAUCACAACACUCUGCAUGGGCACAGUGCAGAAAUCCAGUCUUUAGUGUGCAAAAAGGCCGGACUGCCGGAGUUUCUCACUGUCUCAGCUGAUCGUUCCCUCAGGUCAUGGAGCGUCACCACAGCAAUGGAAACCCCUCACUGCCAGAAAGGCAUUGUCAGAGCUGUGUGCUUCCUGGGUACUGAUGAUCUCAUGGUGUGUGGUUAUGACACAGGCAGAUUGGAGAUAUGGCUUCAGAAUUCAAUAGUUUACUGUAAGAAGGUCAGUGAUGGCAGCUUAUGUGCAGUCACUGAGAUGCCGGACGAUGAGCUGGCGGUGGGUUGCAGCAACUGCUCUGUCUGUAUCUGGAAGCUGGAGCGGGAUGUCAAGAAGUGCAUUGUGGGACUCGGUAAGGUGUCUUCAUUCAAAGUGAAGUCUCCUAUGAGCUUUUUGUUCUACUGUGGCAGUCUGUUUGGAGUAUGUACGGAUGGAAAAAUCAUUGAUGUGGUCUCUACUAAAGACGAGAUCAGAGAAGUUUUUACCUGGGCAAACGAGGUAUAUCCUCUCGGCGUCAUGGUGAAUGAUAGCAAGAGCUUUUGGCUGUUGGGUCAGAAACAGGGCGUUCUGUACAUUGGCCUCAUUUUGUCUGUGAAUUCGAGUGGGUCUGACAUAACCUUUUGUGAAGAUGCAGUGGGCCAGAGGCCGGAUUACUUAGAGGAAGAGGAGGAAAGAGAUGAGAAAAUGGAGGAGCGGCGGCAGCAGGAGGAGAAGGAGAAGCAGCAGCCGGAGGAGGGGGAACAGCAGCAGGAGGAAGAACAGCGGCAGCAGCAGGAGCAGGAGGAGGAAGUGGAAGAGCAGCAGCAGCAGGAGGAAGAGGAGCCGAAGAAACUGAGUGAGGAACUGCGGAGGGAGAGGCAAAUUGCAAUCCAGAGGGCUGCGCAGAUCAGCACCUGGAUCACAGCCGCAGCAGUGCAGAACGACUUUUUUGUGUGUGGUGAUUGUAAAGGGAACAUGUGGUUUAACCAGCCUCCUAAUCUGUCCACCUGGACUCAAAGAAGACCGGCACACACAGACAAAGUGAGUGUACUGCGGCUUACAGAGAGCCUCAUCAUCUCAGCGUCUCAUGACAGAACCGUCAAACUGUGGGACAGACGAACUAAGAAACAGGUGGGCAUGUUUGUGUGUGGAGGCCCUGUCAAGGUUCUGGAGGUGAACCCAUGUAACCCCAAGAAAUUUGUUUGCAGUGAUACGCAGGGUCAGCUGUACUUCCUGUUUUGGAAAGGUUGAUUUCCUGAACAUCAGUCAAAGGACACAGUCACUUGUUGCAUGCCAUUAUUAUACAUUAUUCGUAAUCUUUCAUCUUUUUUACCAUCAGUUGUAAUGUUGCAUUCUGCACAUUUUCAUUUUAUUUUACGUGCAUGAAGCAUCUUGCACUAAUGAUACUAUUGCCUUAAACUAAUCCAUGAUAUGAUGAAUAUUUGUGUUGAUUUCAUUAUAUAAAUUUGACAGCCACUUGA
Molecule: messenger RNA, 7553 nt
Organism: Sinocyclocheilus rhinocerous
Lineage: Eukaryota; Metazoa; Chordata; Actinopteri; Cypriniformes; Cyprinidae
Product: telomerase protein component 1-like
Exons: 53
Biological process (GO): telomere maintenance via recombination
Cellular component (GO): telomerase holoenzyme complex
Molecular function (GO): telomerase RNA binding; protein binding; telomerase activity
Source: RefSeq, a predicted model, not a curated record